Molecule: messenger RNA, 1244 nt
Organism: Populus nigra (black poplar)
Lineage: Eukaryota; Viridiplantae; Streptophyta; Magnoliopsida; Malpighiales; Salicaceae
Exons: 2
Coding region: 83-784 (233 amino acids)
Source: RefSeq, a predicted model, not a curated record
CUCUCGGCAGUCGGCACUGCCUGUCUCAAAGUGUCCAUCCUCUUUCAUUCCGCUCCGCUACUAAACAACUGGAAAAAAAUAAAUGGAAUUGACAUCCAUUAUUCCUACCUUCAAAAUCUCUUUGCCAAAUCCAGGAAGACAAGCAAGAACCCAUAUCUCUUGCUUAAUUACUCCAGUUUCUUAUUUAUCAUCACCAGACCAAAUGACAACAACAAAAACCCACUUCAAUUCCAGCAACAUUCAAUAUGAGAUUAACACUAACAAUAUAAAAAACGUAGCUGUGCCAACCAUGACUGAAGUAUUGGCUGCAUCGAAGGCCCAGAAUCUGGACCUUCAGCUACAAACACUAGGACCCUUUUUCAGAAUCACAGCUAAGAGUCUUGAAACUCAAAAUGAGCUUGGGAGAGCUGAAGGUUUGAUAAGGGUCUGGUUAAAAGGCAAGAUUCUCCAUUUGGAUUCAAUAAGAUUGAGAAGAGAAACACUUGGCAUGGAAAAAUCAAUCUUUGGCAUUGGUUUGUUCAUUGGAGCUGUUGCUAUUCGGUACGGGUAUGACUCUGGUUGUAAGACUGCUGAGUUGCUUGCUAUUAAUGACUCUGAUCUUUACCAUUCUAAGCUUGUUAGGUUCUACACUAGAAUUGGGUUCAAGGCUGUGUACGAAGUGACGGGCUCGACUAUUGGAGACCUUCCUCACAUGUUGGUCUGGGGUGGCAUUGGAACCCGAAUGGAUGCUGAUGUCGAAGAGCUUCUAAUAAAAUGGUGUGCCAGGUUCAAAAGUCGAGAAUGAAGGGUGAUACCCAUUGCUUAUGCAGUUUAUUCUGCAAUCAUGUGGUUCAAAGGAUGGAGUUCUGAACUGAAAAGAAUUAUGUUUGGCUGAAGGCAUUAGCCUAAAUCAUUGCCCUGAUCUAUUAGCUCGGAGAAAUAUAAUGAUUUUCCUGGAAAAUGCUUAUACUUUGCGGUUGAUAUCAAGAUGCCAAUAAAUUCUAUUGCUGGUUUGAUGAGGCCAAAAGGAAGGAAAAGGUAUUGCUCUUUUGGUAUGAUGGUGCGUUUCAACGGCAAGACUCGAAAUAUAAUUAUUUGCCACUUAAGUUGCAAGUCAUUACAUUGUAACAUGAUGUUCAAGCACAGAGCUUACCAGAAGAAAUAUCAUCGACUAUUUAGUGAUCUGCGGUCUUCUAAUACCAGCUAAAUACUUUCUGUUCAAAAUCUUGUAGGUGUUCAAGCAAUGAAAGCAGUUUUUUCUUGAA